CAACCCGAAUUUGCCCUUGACAUCUUCCCCGGAAAGCGGAGGAACCUCCUCGUCCCGAGCUCCCACAGUACCCGGAGGUCACGCGCGGACGUCGGAGCCGGAGUCUGGGUGCUGGAGGGCUGGGUCCGGGUCCCGCGGUGGGGAGUGGGUUGUUUCCUAAGUGUGGGUGCAAAGUAAUGGGCGCUGGGCGCUGGCGUCGGGAUUCAGCCCAGCUGCACUUCUGAGGCUUGGCAGUUUCUCAUAGCGCCUUAUACUCUGCCAGACAGCAUCCAUCUGGAGCCCCGUCUUUUAGGAUGAGUGGCUUUAGGGUCGGGCAUUAAACCUUAAGCCUCAGUCGCCAUCUGUGAUGUAAGUGGGAGGAGAGGGUAUUGGAAGGAGCUCUUGCUGGGUGAAAUAGAGUUGGGCUUUUCUUGCAAUUGAUUUUGAGCCAGAUGCCACAUAUCUUGAAAAAGAAAAACGGCUGACUUUAGUUUGAAGCGUAAAUAAUAGAUAUUGGCACAUGUCCUUUUUAGUAGCAACCCAAAAAUUGCCUUUCAACUUAAAAAAAAAUCUGCGUCAUAAUAAUAGGGAUAAGUUCAGUUACUUGCUCUUGCUCUUGCUCAUGCACCUUUUGCUUAGACCUGCUGUUUCUACGUCAGAAAAAAAGUAACUUCACAGGAAAUUCAUCAAGUUGAUGGAACAGACCAUAGGAACAAAAGGAACACUUUCAGUUCUUGGUCUCCGUAAAUCUUCCCGACCUGCAGAUCUUUGCUGUUGACUUGGAAGUCUGAGGUCAUGACUGUCCAAAGUAUGAUAAUCACAUGAGAGUGCUCAUUGCUACGGAUGUCAUUUGACUCAUCAGAGAAAAUCUGUCUAAAAGAAAAUAUCCAUGUGACCAAAUCCAUUUCAUUAUUGAAUGGCUUGAUGGAUUUUCUUUACUCUGAUUCAUACCAAAGCUGUCCUUCUCAACCAAAGCAAGAAAGGAUCCUGCAUGAGUCAAUCCCAGAAUGCAAUUUUUGUUGGUGAAGAAAACUUCAUGAAUAGCAAUCACAGAGACUCGGAGAGCAUCACUGAUGUCUGCUCCAAUGAGGAUCUCCCUGAAGUUGAGCUGGUGGGUCUGCUGGAAGAACAACUACCACAAUAUAGGCUAAAAGUAGACACUCUCUUUCUAUAUGAAAAUCAAGACUGGACUCAGUCUCCACACCAGCGGCAACAUGCAUCUGAUGCCCUCUCUCCAGUCCUUGCUGAAGAGACUUUCCGUUAUAUGAUUCUAGGCACAGACAGGGUGGAGCAGAUGACCAAAACUUACAAUGACAUCGACAUGGUUACACAUCUCCUGGCAGAGAGGGAUCGUGAUCUGGAACUUGCUGCUCGAAUUGGACAAGCUCUCUUAAAGCGGAACCAUGUCUUAUCUGAGCAGAAUGAAUCCCUGGAGGAGCAAUUGGGACAAGCCUUUGAUCAAGUUAAUCAGCUGCAGCAUGAGCUAUCCAAGAAAGAUGAGUUACUUCGAAUCGUCUCCAUUGCUUCUGAAGAAAGUGAAACUGAUUCCAGCUGUUCUACACCUCUUCGGUUCAAUGAGUCCUUUAGCUUAUCUCAAGGGUUGCUGCAGUUGGAAAUGCUGCAAGAAAAGCUCAAGGAACUGGAAGAAGAGAAUAUGGCUCUUCGAUCCAAGGCUUGUCACAUAAAGACAGAAACUGUCACCUAUGAAGAAAAGGAACAACAGCUUGUCAGCGACUGUGUUAAAGAACUUCGUGAAACAAAUGCUCAGAUGUCCAGAAUGACUGAAGAAUUGUCAGGGAAGAGUGAUGAGCUGAUUCGAUACCAAGAAGAGAUUUCCUCUCUUUUGUCACAGAUUGUAGACCUUCAGCAUAAACUUAAAGAACAUGUGAUUGAGAAGGAAGAACUAAAACUUCACCUGCAAGCUUCCAAAGAUGCCCAACGACAACUGACAAUGGAGCUGCACGAGUUACAAGACAGGAAUAUGGAGUGCCUAGGAAUGUUACAUGAAUCCCAAGAAGAAAUAAAGGAACUUCGUAGUAGAUCUGGCCCUACUGCUCAUCUCUACUUCUCCCAAUCAUAUGGAGCUUUUACUGGGGAAUCUUUGGCAGCUGAGAUUGAGGGUACUAUGCGUAAAAAGCUGAGUUUGGAUGAGGAAUCUUCUCUCUUUAAACAAAAAGCCCAACAGAAGCGGGUAUUUGAUACCGUCAGGAUUGCCAAUGACACACGGGGCCGCUCUAUCUCAUUCCCAGCUCUGUUACCCAUUCCAGGCUCCAACCGUUCAAGUGUCAUCAUGACAGCAAAACCUUUUGAGUCUGGUCUUCAGCAAACAGAGGACAAAUCACUCCUGAACCAGGGGAGCAGCUCAGAGGAGGUCACAGGGAGCUCCCAGAAGAUGGGCCAACCAGGACCCUCUGGAGAUAGUGAUUUGGCUACAGCACUGCAUCGCCUUAGCUUACGUCGACAGAACUAUUUAAGUGAGAAGCAGUUCUUUGCUGAAGAAUGGCAGCGGAAGAUCCAGGUUCUGGCAGACCAGAAGGAAGGGGUUAGUGGCUGUGUCACCCCUACAGAGAGCCUUGCCUCUCUCUGCACCAACCAGUCAGAGAUCACAGACCUCAGCAGUGCCAGUUGCCUUCGAGGUUUUAUGCCAGAAAAAUUACAAAUUGUCAAGCCCCUUGAAGGAUCACAAACUCUGUAUCACUGGCAGCAGCUUGCUCAACCAAACUUGGGAACCAUCCUUGAUCCACGACCAGGUGUCAUUACUAAAGGCUUUACCCAGUUGCCCAGGGAUGCCAUUUAUCACAUCUCAGAUUUAGAAGAGGAUGAAGAGGAGGGUAUUACUUUUCAGGUUCAGCAACCUCUUGAAGUGGAAGAGAAACUUCCAACAUCCAAGCCAGUAACGGGGAUCUUCCUUCCACCCAUUACUUCAGCAGGUGGACCAGUUACAGUUGCAACCGCCAACCCAGGAAAGUGCCUGUCAUGCACAAACUCAACAUUCACUUUCACCACCUGUAGAAUAUUACAUCCCUCUGACAUCACUCAGGUUACCCCCAGCUCUGGGUUCCCUUCAUUAUCCUGUGGAAGUAGUGGUAGCAGUUCAUCCAACACGACUGUGAAUUCUCCUGCCUUGUCCUAUAGACUCAGCAUUGGUGAGUCCAUCACCAACCGACGAGAUUCCACUACAACCUUCAGUAGCACCAUGAGCUUGGCCAAACUUCUACAAGAGCGAGGCAUCUCUGCCAAAGUGUACCACAGCCCAAUUUCAGAGAACCCCCUCCAGCCUCUCCCUAAAUCCCUGGCUAUCCCUUCCACACCACCAAAUUCACCAUCUCACUCGCCUUGCCCUUCUCCUUUACCCUUUGAGCCUCGAGUGCAUCUCUCUGAAAAUUUUUUGGCCUCUCGACCAGCUGAGACAUUCCUCCAGGAGAUGUAUGGCUUGAGACCCUCCCGGAACCCUCCUGAUGUUGGCCAGUUGAAGAUGAACUUAGUGGACAGGCUGAAGAGACUGGGGAUAGCCAGAGUGGUCAAGAACCCUGGUGCCCAAGAGAAUGGAAGAUGCCAGGAGGCAGAAAUUGGUCUUCAAAAACCAGAUUCUGCUGUUUAUUUAAAUUCAGGUAGCAGUUUAUUAGGUGGACUAAGGAGGAAUCAGAGUCUUCCAGUCAUAAUGGGUAGCUUUGCUGCCCCAGUUUGCACAUCCUCACCCAAAAUGGGUGUCCUGAAGAAGGACUGAGGUUCAGCAGUUAACUGACCUCUUAUACAAGUUAGCACAUGAAGGAUAGAUAUGCACUGAAACAUGUGGUCUGGUCUGACUUGAGAGAAAAGGAAUGUUGCACAAGGGUUGUGAAUGUGAAAGGGGGAAUGGAGGAAUGGAAAUAAAUUGGGAUGAGCUUUAAUGGAGGAAGUCGGGCAAAUUGAAAGUAUAAAUGAAUGGGCCAUGAGUGUUCAGAGGGAGAAAAGAAAGGUUUAAUAUACUCCUUCAGUUGAGUUUUCUUGUCUUGAACAUAAAAAGUGAAUACAAAUAAAUUCAGUAAUACUAAAACAUUCAGAGAUACUGAACUUGCUGGCACAUUUACUUCUGGUAAGCAUAAAGCAGAGAGAACCCAGGUUAGAAGGAUGGGAAGAGAAAAGGAGCAGUUUUAUUGCUUAUAGAAAGCCAUUCUGAAGGGUUGGUGGAGUAAGCUCAGUCUAUUACUGAGACAAUAGUGAGAUGGCUUAUAUGCUUCCCCUGUUAAUAUCUGGUUAAAUUAUGUAUCCAUCAAAUGGUAUGCUUGCAGCAUUAGCAAAAUUAGAAGUUUCAUCUUUUUCAUUGAAUCACAGGUGGAGACUCCUAUUUUCCUUUCUGUUUUCAGGCCUUUGAGCCCCUGGGAGCCCAAAUAACACUUAAUUAUUUUGUAUUUAUGAUUAAUAAAAGUUCAUUUUUUAAAUUUGUAUUUUUAUACAACCUCCAAAAAAAAAAAACAACUGGGUAGAGGGUGGGAGGGAUUUACUUUUAAGAAGCAAAAUGUGAGUAAAUUGGAACCAAGAAAACUUGUUUUUAGAAUAUCUUCAAAGUACAGUAGCCAAGGAAUGCAAACAUAAUUGCAUGUUUUUAAAAAUUCCUUGGAGGCUGGAAAGGGUUAAGCCAGAAGUGCAAUCAAUAGGAAUUAGGGAAUGUUGUAUAUUUAUAUAUAUAAACUUUUUUUUGUAAGAAAAGUUGGUUACAACUAAACCAACUUUUUCCAAAGUGCACUAUGCAUAUUUUUAAUGAAAGAUGACAUGUAUUUGCACAAAAAUCCUCAGGCACAUUAAAUUAUUGUAAACUGAAGUAAAACCCAGGUGCUUGCUUUGAGAUUGUGGUUUUUUUUUUUCCUAAUGUAAAAUAAAAUAAAACACAUCUGCCUUCUUGAUAUUUAUAGAAUUAGAGAAUAAACGUUUUAAUGGGGGAGUCAAAGCUUUUUCUUUUUCUCUAAGGUUCUUUUUUUUAUUCAAACUGUAUGAAAUGGCAAAGUGAGGCUCUGGGGUUAGAUUUCAGCAUUCAGCAGUUGACACAGGCUAAGAAAUGGAAAGUAGAUCUGUUUUUUCUCAGCGUUGCUGAGCAAAGUCUGCUUCUCAUCAGAUAAGAUGGCUUUGUCUAGACAGCACGCAGUUCAGAAAGAAAUGUCUUUAUACAAAAGACAUGAUAGAGAAGAGAUGAGAGAGGGGACUAAUUAUUUUGUUUAUGAAAAUGGCAAGUAAAUUACUUGAUCUUUUUGGUGCUUAAUUUGCAAUGUUUUGUUCCUUUGUCCUGACUUAAAGGCAGUUUUCUGAAGAACUCUUGACUCUUGCUCCUAUGGUUCCCAUAGGCACACCUAUUCCCAGGCCAAGGAGAGUCCUUCCUUUCCCCUUUUGAGGCGUCCCUGCCAUCCCCCCACUUAGAACUAUGUGCUCAAAAAAGCCAACAUGAAUGCAGUGGUAAAAAUGUGUUAGUUUCUUAUACUUUUUAGAAUCUCUUAAUAAAAUUUUUCUAAAUAAAUUCCACAAAAACAAAGGGUGAAGAUGGUCUCUCCCUUUCAUUCCCCUUCAUUCAGUUGUGCUGAGGUCAAUAGAGCGUACACAUUCAGAAAGGAUUCCAGCAGGUUUAUAUAUGAAUAUAAGUGUCCCUGAAUGGGGCAGGCAUUAAAUAGAAGAAUCCCUGCUGUUUAAAUUUCCCACAUAUUCCAAUUCACUUUUAAAAAAUACCGUUUGAAUUUGUAUUUCAUAAAGUGACUCUGGGGUGCUUACUUUAGCCAAUUCUUAAAAUUUUUUAUUUGUUCCCUAAGAAAGUAAUUAAUGUUUCUGUUGCCUGGACAGUUACAGUUACAAGAAACAUCAGGAAGUAGGAAACUGUAGGGCCAGAGAGUAGUACAACGUAAAAUUGUCAGAUUUAUGUGUAUUACAUAAACCUAUAAAUUGAACUAGGUCUUGCCGUGCUCUGUAUUGAGUAUAAUUUGUAUACUUUUUUAUAAUUAAUGACUAAAUGAUCACUUUGGAGGCAGGGUGGUGGGGUGUGUUAGCAGCCAAAUAAGCACAUCUGAUCAAAAAGAACCAGGCUUAGAUUUUUUGUAAGUACAUUGAUGUUGAUGUUCCACCAGAAACACCUUAAUUGUAUACUGUUGUGUAAUGUCUCUAGAAAGGAAUCCUGUCUUAAAACUGGGUUUUGCUGUUUUUUGAAAUUUCCACCUAAAAUCAUUUUUGGUAUAUCCUGAUAAUCUCUAUAAUACUAGAAUUGUCUGCAAAAUAUAGUAAGAAGAAUUGGAGCCUAAUAGCUGGUUCCUCCCAAUUUAUCUGUUAUGUUUUGGUCCUAUUCACAUUUUAGUUUUUUCUAUGAUAAAAAUUGUAUGUGUACUUUCAUAUCAGUAUAGGAAACCUCAAUCUUUUUUUUUCUCCUUUAAGAAAGUUUUCAGUGAUUAUACCUCAGGUAUUUCUGAGUGUCCUAUUGUCUAGUAGGAGAAAUAUCUUCCUGAGCUCAGAAUUAAAAGUUCUCCUAAAUUAUGAAGGUCCCAAAUCUUGUGUAAAUAACCUUAGGCAUGAGUCCUUACGGAGAAGUUAAUGACCAUUGAUAAAGUACUUUUUUAGAAAAUGUUGUGCUGUAUGUUCUUGAUUUGACAUAAAUGAAGACUUUGGCAAGGGAGGAAAUAAGUUAAAAGGCAGCUUACAAGAGCCUAUUCCCUAUAAAGGGUAUAAUUUUACACAGUACUCAAAGCUUGUUAUCUUUUCUGACCAUUUUAGUACAGAAUUAGUACUUGGUGGUUACUCACAUCGACUUGUGACAUCUAGAACUGGGGCUCUUAGUGUUUAGUGAGCCACUUCUCUGAUGUUAGAUGCGUGUAGACCUGUACUCCACAUGCAACCCAACAGUAGUGCAGUGUGAUAACUGAGCAGUCGCAUGGCAGAGGACAUCCCCCUCAGAGUGGGCACAGGUGCCCUCUAGGGCAGCCAGGGGAAUACUGUUGUUCGAUACCUGGGAUUUGACUUUGUCAAACAGCUCUUUGUGCACCUAUCUUUGUUUUGUCAAGUGUAGAUCAGUUAAUAAACAUGAGUAGCUUGAAUUUUCA
Messenger RNA from Symphalangus syndactylus (siamang), 7028 nucleotides. It is a transcript of the gene TRAK2, whose product is annotated as trafficking kinesin protein 2. Gene Ontology annotation, molecular function: myosin binding; GABA receptor binding. The record is from RefSeq and is a predicted model, not a curated record. Gene Ontology annotation, cellular component: cytoplasmic vesicle; dendrite; mitochondrion. Lineage: Eukaryota; Metazoa; Chordata; Mammalia; Primates; Hylobatidae. Gene Ontology annotation, biological process: protein targeting; anterograde axonal transport of mitochondrion; mitochondrion distribution.